This is a messenger RNA of Acanthopagrus latus (yellowfin seabream), 1743 nucleotides long. RefSeq names its product G patch domain and KOW motifs (gene gpkow). Gene Ontology annotation, molecular function: nucleic acid binding. Gene Ontology annotation, biological process: mRNA splicing, via spliceosome. The transcript has 11 exons. NCBI's taxonomy places the organism in Eukaryota, Metazoa, Chordata, Actinopteri, Spariformes, Sparidae. Bases 46 to 1593 code for a protein of 515 amino acids. Gene Ontology annotation, cellular component: spliceosomal complex. The record is from RefSeq and is a predicted model, not a curated record.
ACUACCAGAAUUCCUUUCGCCUACUUUUAUCGGUUACACACAAUCAUGGCGUCGCACGGGGGAGAUGCUGGUGCCGCUUCCGUGGAGCAGGGAGAGAGAAAAAACCCCGCGGUGUCGUUCGGUUUUACGAAGACGGUUAGCAAAUUUAAACCGUCGACUGGCGACGCGUUGACGAGUAAAGAGGACAGAGAUUAUUUGACUGGAAUUGACAGAAAUGAAUUACAAAGUACAAAACCCUCAGAGAAGCCCAAAGAGCUCAUCAUCCCUCUGAUCCAGAAGAACCGCUGGCACAAAGUAGACCGACCGCCCCAGAGCGAGGGGAGUGAAGGCAAAACAGCAGAAACAACCCAAGACAAUGACUCCGUGGAUUCUCAGGCUGUCAAAGAACUCAUCGAAGACUCCAGGAGGCAGCUGGAGGAGUGGCAGAAUGGCCCUCAGUCAGAGAGAAACCUGAACCUCAGCAUCCCCCUGUUGAUGCAAAACAAAGUCCCUGAUGGCUUUGAGGAUGGAGAUCAAGUGAAAGUGGAUCUACGGCCUGAAUCUUCGACAGAGGCAGAUUAUGACAGAGUUCCUGUUGAGGCUUAUGGACUUGCUAUGCUUAAGGGGAUGGGCUGGUCGAAAACAGAAGGUAUUGGACGCACAUUUAAACAAGACGUGAAGCCGAUCGAACACCAGCUCCGUCCAAAAGGUUUGGGCCUGGGAGCUGAUCGUUCAGCAAUUAAGGACCUGGAGCCAGGCAAACGUCAGCGUCCCCCCAAACCAGGAGAGGAGCGAGCGAAGGAGGAGGAACUAGUGAUGGGUCCAGGAGGCUGUGUGCUGGUAGAGUCCGGGGCACAUAAAGAAAUGUAUGGCAAGAUUGAGGGCGUUGAUCCAGAUAAUGCUCGAGUUAUGGUAAAGCUGGCUAUUGGCGGCAAGACUGUGACAGUCAGCCAGUAUGCUGUCAAACUAAUUGGGCGCCAGGAAUAUGACAAAUACAGCAAAGACCUCAGUCGCCUCAGCAAAGCCCACAAAGACAAGGAGAAAGAGAAGGAAAAGCAGCGAGAGAAGGAAAAACAGGGUCGGGAGGAGCGAGAGAGGAAAAGUAAUGGCGUCGAGGGAAAACACAGGAAAACGAGGGAAAAGUCUUCAGAAAGAGACGGAGGAAAAGAUGAUAGGAAGAGGAAACACAGAGAAUCAAGUCAAGACAGAGAGAAGCCUCCAGUGAAAGAGGCGAGGCGACCCCCGGCUCCCCCCUCAUGGCUCCAGAGAGACUUGAAAGUUCGCUUUAUAGACAAAGCCUUCAAAGGGGGCCGAUACUACAACUCGAAGAUGCAUGUGGAGGAUGUCCUGACACCAUCUACCUGUGUGUGUCGAACUGAAGAGGGAAGACUGUUAGACGAUGUGAAUCAGAACAUGUUGGAGACCAUUGUUCCAAAAGGCGAAUAUGAUGCUGUAAUGGUUGUACUGGGCGAGCACAGAGGACAGGUUGGCCGUAUUCUCCAGCGGGACAAGAACAAGUGCAGAGCGAUGGUUCAGCUCGACAGAUACGAAGAGAAAUUGUUUACACUGGACUAUGACAGUAUUUGUCACUAUGUUGGAGCAGCAGACCACUGAUCCACAUCCGUUUGACUUGCAUUCAGAUAUCCUUUGUCUGUUUUCAUCCCAUCUGAACAGCUGUUUUUGUUUUUUUUUGUAAUAUUCAAUAAUGGAUCACACAAGAUUUUAACACAAAUGACAUUUUGUAAUAAAACAUUGUCGAGAUUC